CCUGGACCCUGGCUCGGCCCCGGCGGGCUGAGGCUAAAGGGAGGCCUGCCCUGGGGCAGUGGUGGAGGCAGCUGCCGCGGUGCUGAGGUUCUACUCUUGUUUUCAAUGGAGAGCAAUUGCACAGAUUCAUGAUGAAAACUAGCCCCCGUCGGCCCCUGAUUCUCAAGAGACGGAAACUCCCCCUUCCUAUUCGUGAUGCCCCAAGUGAAGGAGCAAAGGAGGAGGCCAAAGGGACUCCUGCUCAGCAGGAGUCUGGCCAAACACAGCCAUCCAGGGAGGUGGCGGGACCUGAUCUUCAGAAGUUUCCAACAGGCAUCAGGAUCAUCAACCAUCCCACCAUGCCAAACACCCAAGUGGUAGCAGUUCCCACCAACACAGAUAUCCAGAGCAUCAUUGCAGCCCUGACUGCCAAAGGGAAAGAGAGCGGUAGCAGCGGGCCCAACAAAUUCAUCCUUAUCAGCAGUGGACGGGCCCCUGCCCAUCCUCCUGGAUCCCAGCCCCCAAACCAAGGAGAUGAAGUGGCCAAGAGGGCAGAAGUGGUAGCUGAGAGCAUGGGACCAAAACCUGUGACUAGAGAUGUGACCCUACCCAGACCACUAGGAGCCCAUUCCAGUCGGGGAUGGGAGCUGGAGGGCUGUGCUGGAAGUGAGGCAGCAGGCUGUCUUCUGGAUGAUAGCCUGACCAAUAUUCAGUGGUUGGGAAAGAUGAGUUCUGAUGGACUGGGUUCCUGCAGCAUCAAGCAAGAGAUAGAGGAGAAGGAGAAUCGCCAUCUGGAGCAAAGUCAAGUCAAGGUGGAAGAACCCCCAGUUGCAUCAACCUCCUGGCAGGAUUCUGUAUCAGAAAGACCACCUUAUUCCUACAUGGCCAUGAUCCAGUUUGCCAUCAACAGUACUGAGCGGAAACGCAUGACCUUGAAAGACAUCUAUACCUGGAUUGAGGAUCACUUUCCCUACUUUAAGCACAUCGCCAAACCGGGCUGGAAGAAUUCUAUCCGCCACAAUCUUUCUCUACAUGACAUGUUUGUUCGGGAGACAUCUGCCAAUGGCAAGGUCUCCUUUUGGACCAUCCACCCUGAUGCCAAUCGCUAUUUGACACUGGACCAGGUGUUUAAGCCACUGGACCCAGGGUCUCCACCAUCGUCUGAGCACUUGGAAUCACAGCAACAGAAACGGCCCAUCCCUGACCUCCGCAGAAACCUGGGCAUCAAAGCUGAGCUCCCUUUGAGUGCACGACGGAAGAUGAAGCCGCUACUCCCAAGGGUCAACUCAUAUCUAGUACCAAUCCAGUUCCCAGUGAACCAAUCCCUGGUGCUGCAGCCUUCGGUGAAGGUGCCAUUACCCCUGGCUGCCUCUCUCAUGAGUUCAGAGCUUGUCCGUCAUAGCAAGCGAGUGCGCAUUGCCCCCAAGGUGCUGCUAGCUGAUGAGGGACUAUCUCCCUUUUCCACUUCUGGAUCAUUGAAAGAGGAACGAGCCCUACCUGGGGAAGGGCUAUCUCCUUUGUUUCGGGCUCAGUCUGUCAAAGAAGAAGAUCUCCAGCCCAUGGAAGAACUAUCCCAGUUCACAAGACCCAUCAAAGUGGAGAGCCCACCACUGGAAGAGUGGCCCUCACCCUUUCCGGUAGUCAAGGAAGAAGUAUCACACCCUUGGCAGGACCCUUCCCUUUUCUCUGCCUCCAGACCCAAGAAGACCUUCACCGGGCUCAAGUCCCCACCACGGGGUGUCUCUGACAUGCUUGUGAUUAAGCGGAGGGAAAGGAGGGAGAUGAGCCGAUCCAGAAGGAAACAGCACCUUAUCCCACCUUGCUUGGAAGAGCCAGAACUAUUGUUCCCAGAGAUCCCUGGACCCUCCAGACAAAACACAGAUCUCCCCUUCCUCCCAGAGGCAUCAGAGCCUACCUCCCAACUCAGCCACUCUCAGGAUGAAGGAGGUCCCUUUAAAACACCAGUCAAGGAUAUGUUAUGCAAGCUACCCAUUUCUUCCACUCCCAGCAAAGCAGUUCUCCCUAUGACCCCAGACCCUUGGAGGCUUACACCCCCAAACAAGGAGACAGGGCUCGAUUUCAGCCCAGUGCGUAUUCCCCAGGGAUCUUUUACCCUGCUGCCAGAUUCCAUGGGGCUGCUGGAUCUCAGCACCACCCCACUGAAGAAUGUUCCUCUCUUUGAGUCACCCCAGGAGCUUCUUAAUCCAGAGUCACUUGACCUGGUCUCUGACCCUUUUAACAGCUCUCCCACCUCAGAUCCUGAAGCCCCCAAGCCUGGCUCCCCUGAGAUGCAUGUCUCCAACCUUUCUGCCAACCGUUCACUGACUGAAGGCCUCGUUCUGGACACAAUGAAUGACAGCCUCAGCAAGAUCCUGUUGGACAUCAGUUUUCCUGGCUUAGAGGAGGAUCCCCUGGGCCCUGACAAUAUUAGUUGGUCUCAGUUUAUCCCUGAGUUGCGGUAGAGCCCAGUGUGUCCCACUAAGUCCACUAGUUCAGAUUUGACAAGUAGCUAGGUGGUCCAACGGUUAGACCAGUUCACACACUUUGUGUGAAGGCAGCAGGGCUGCCAAAAGCUGGUGAACCUGUCUGCUUCUCUUAGCUCUGUUUCUCCCAAUCAGGUCAAGAUAGCCAGCCAUGUUCUAGCUGACUACAAGCUGGUCUCCUGAUGGCUGGCCAUUGCCUAUCCUGGAGCUUCCCCCAAAAAAAUCUGUCCUCUUUACCUCUAUCACCACCUUGACCUCCUCAUCAGGCACUAAUGGUGGGAACAGCAGCACAAAGGCUAAAAACCAGAGGAGGACUCCCAGCCUUAUUUACGUCUACAAGCUUCUGUCUUCAUCUUUCCCUAUUCUCCUCUCAGUGGCCCGUUGGGGCCAGGUGGUCAUUGUAAAUAGUGUAUAUUCUCCAAAUUAUCCUCUAAUUAUUAACAUAACUUUAUUUCCUUAGAUCAGUAUCGUGGGGGUUGCCAAUGGGUGGGUUGGUUGACGCGGGUUUUUUUGUUUGUUUCCAUGGCUUGCUGUUGGUCUUCUCUGAGAGAUAAGGGCUUCAGGUUCAUGGCUUAAGGGUUUUUCUGGGUCAAGUAUACACUUCUCAAGGUUUCUUAACCCACCAUGCAUUCAGAAUAGGAGAUCUGUUUUCCCUGCACCGGACUCCUACAAUAACUUUCCUGUUGAGGAUCGGUGGGUUCUUAGUGGAAGAAGGGAGAGCCACAACACUGCUGCAGAUUCUCAUUGUAAUGGGGUCAGUUCCCCAAAGCUGAAUGGAACGAGAUGUCAGGCUACUAGAGAAUUUCUUCUAAGAUUCCAGAUUUUGCUGGGCAGCCCUGAGAAGGGAGCAUUUGGCCAGAGGAUGGGUGGAAUGGGGGGUGAUUAUAAGGUCACCCUUAUUUAUACUGGAUCCCCUCCAUUUGCACGUCAGCUUUUAUAACCAAUCCACCCCAUAAGCCAAAGUUUCAUCAUUUAUAUUAGGCCAGAGCCUUAGGCAUACACAAUUGUAACCACCUACUCAAUAAAGGCUAGGGUGGAGAUGUUGGGUUUUGUGAAGUAUUUGGUGUCUGGAGACUCUGAGUUCUAAGGAAGAUAUGAAUCAUCCUAUGGCAGGGGGUAGGGGAUGGGGGGACAGGGAUAAAUGUAUUGAACUUUGGGGAUAGGAGGAAAGAAGGGAGAAGUGGGACUGUUCUAAAGAAUCACAUGUCUAAAGAAAGUUCAGGACUGACUAUACUGAUAAGGACUUGGCUCUCAGCCUCCCCCUAUCCCUUUUCCCAAUUUCUAUCUUGCUCUCAAGCUCUUUGCAUCUUGGUUCUGUGGAAAGAAUUCUUCACUCUAUAUCUAGGGCAGUUGGCUAGCCUAAAAUCCUUUCCUCAGGGGUUUCCCUACCCACAUUUUUAAUUGCAACUGCAUGUAGAAGUAAAGGAAAUAAUCUUUAGCAAGUCCUGAAUGAGAAUUUUAGAGUGAUCUAAACAUCAGGAAAAGGUGCCUUUCAGCUCUUUAGAAAGGGCGUGUCCCUCUUGGUUUCUCUCACCCCCUACAGCUCCUUAUCGAGGAUAAAACUAUCCCAAGCUAGUGACCCAUUUUCAUCUGGGGCUCCUGGGGAGGCUUCUCUGUCCUCAACAAGGGAGUUUUGUGUCAGCCCACAAAGAAGGUACUCGGGCUACGCUUUUAGGAGGGCGGUCACCAGGUGCUACUAAACAUAAGGGGUUGGUGUGGGUGAAAUUCAAGGUUUCUAACUUCUUAGGUUAUGAAGACUCCCCACUGUUUCCUCUAGCAGUUGGAGGCCCAGAUAGUGCAAAUGGUUUCACACACAGUUCACUCAUCGUGAUGCGUCACCAUAGCAACUCAUAUGGGCAAACAAUGGGGGCCUAGGAGCAGAGGGGCAUUUUCUAGCUUUGAUAGUUGGGUUUUUUUUUUUAAAUUUAAAUGUAUCUUAUGAUCAGGAAUAUCUCCUGGAGAAAAUGAGCCACCUCAAAGUACAGAACCUCUCCUACAGCUGAACAAAAUAGAGGGCGGAGAAGCCGAUUUCCCCAUCAACUCAUCUGUCACCAGGUCCCAUCUUAACUCUUACC
Phascolarctos cinereus (koala) is the source of this 4537-nucleotide messenger RNA. The record is from RefSeq and is a predicted model, not a curated record. Lineage: Eukaryota; Metazoa; Chordata; Mammalia; Diprotodontia; Phascolarctidae.